AUGGCAGAAAUCACUGAUGUUGAAACUAUUGGGACAAGGCAAUGGACCAAGGAAAUUACCCUUGAUGCCCCAGGGACUGCAUAUUUAGAAGACCCGGAGGGAGCAGGUUCUUCGCAUAGAGGAAUUAUUCUGCAGCCAACUCCUACCUCCGACCCGAACGACCCUUUGAAUUGGUCGUUCUAUCGAAAGUGUAUACACUUUGCCAUUGCAUCAUUCUUCACCAUGCUGGUAUUUGCUUUGAUUGACAUCGGCCCGGUGAUUUGGCAAGACUUUGAGGAUCUUCUUCAUAUUUCAUACCCCCAGCUUAACAACCAAUACGCCGUGAACUGUGUCUGUCUAGGUCUUGGCUCAAUCAUACUUGUGCCUUUAGCCUUAAAGUUUGGGCGGAGGCCCAUUUACCUCUUGACUGCCAUAAUAGCCCUGAUCACUGCAAUCUGGCAGGCAGUGCUUCGGGACCUUGCAAAUAUGAUGGCUGCACAGGCAUUUAACGGAUUAGCUUGUGCUGUAGGCUGGACUUUAGUUCCUAUCACGAUCACAGAUUUAUUCUUUGUCCACCAGCGAGGCCGAGCAAAUGCGGUCUAUCAGCUAAUGAGUAGUACUGGUGUCUUUCUCGCCCCCGUCGCCGCUGGAUACAUAGCGAAUGCUCAAGGCUGGCCAUGGAUCUUUUGGUGGUCAGCAAUCUUUCUGGGAGUUAACUUGCUUCUUUUUGUUUUUCUUCUAGAGGAGACAAAGUUCUCCAUCCAUACCAUUGCUGGGUCAGAAGCCAGUGUCCCAGCAUCGUCUCAAAACAUUGGAAACGUCAGUACUGGUGAUACGUCCAAGUGGACACAUCCAGUGGAUCCCGAAAGCCACAUUGCAGCUACUACAAACUCACAUUUUGGGCUCAAUGAGACGGGCACCGGAAUAGAUCAUUCUAUUCCUCUGAAAACCGCACGCCAACGCCUGGCGCUAUUUACCACAUCCACUGGACCCACUGGUCACUUCAUAAAACAGAUAUAUACGCCAGUUCAGGUCCUGGUGACCAUACCAGCCGUUUCUUACGUGAUGAUACAGUAUAGUUCCGCUUUGGUGUGGUUCACAGUAGUGGCCACAACACAGUCAGAAUAUCUCGCCCUACCCCCCUAUAACUUUGGAACAACAGGAAUCGGUCUGUUGAACGUGCCACCUUUCAUUGGGUCUGUUCUCGGGUGUAUAUGGGGAGGUCCAGUGAGUGAUUGGUCGAUCAAAUUCCUCGCCCGACGAAAUGAAGGUAUCUACGAGCCUGAAAUGCGGCUUUACAUUUCUUUUCUCCCGGCAAUAGUCGGCCCUGUGGGUCUGUUUCUCUACGGAUACAGUGUAUCGGAGGGCUUGCCGUGGAUCUUUCCCUGUCUCGGAUCUGGAUUCUAUGGAUUCAGCAUGGCUGCGCUUAUUCCAAUCGCCCUGACAUACCUCACUGACUCUUAUAACAAAAUUCUCGGAACCGCUCUGAUCGGCGUGAGCUUCGCCCAAUAUAUGGUUGCAACUAUCAUCAUCUUUGCGCUUGAUCCAUGGAUCAACGGCAUGGGAUUAUACAACACCUUUACAGUAAUUGGAUGUCUGGCAAUCGGAUGCAACUUGCUCUGUAUCCCGAUGAUUCUCUUUGGUAAAAAGUGGCGGAUAUCUUGCAAAGAGCGAGAUCAGGAACAAUGGAGCCCGCGGAGUACGCGGAGCUCGCCGACUGACAAGGGGCUUGCCUCGCCACAAGCUCUACGCGGAGCUCGCGGAACUUGCUUUCCACAUAUCCUUGCAAUAUCCUCAUCUGGAAUGGACCCCCAAGCGAUUGCGCAAUCUCAAUCGAGUGAUGUUCCACGGAAGCGAAAGCGAACAGCAUGUCGGACUUGCAGGGACCGUCGCGUCAAAUGCGACAACGGGCGCCCCUCAUGCCAGUCAUGCUGCACUUUGAAACUAGCUUGCGUGUACCCCGACGAUAGCGCUUCUACAAACGCCAAAUUUGACUCGGGUUCUUUGGAGAUCCUGCAUCAAUUGCAGGGGAUCCGAACAGUCCUGGAUCGUGUAGCACAAACACAGGAUUCUAACGCCUCAGCUACAAACUCUUUGACUCCCAGAUCUUCCACAGAAUCCAACUGGAGAUCUGCAACCCGGAAGGAUUAUAGCCUGGAAAUUGAGCAUCGUGGAAAUUUGACUGACAGGACUGGUUAUGCACCAUCGAAUCGCCCCCGCAUAGGUGUUGAAGGACUUCUUUUCUGGCCCAAAAUCAAAGAGUUCCUCGGAGAGCCAGUCGUGAAGAGGUCUUUUCUCAUCGAGUGUAAUGUCGAUACAGACGCUUCUGUGCCAGAUGGACAGACUUCCAAGUAUGGAAUCCGCGAAGAUGACUUUCUUACACUCUGCCGAAAAUUCCUAGACUAUGUGCAUGUGCGCAAUCCAAUCCUCGAACCAAGUCAACUUGAGCAGUAUGCCAAAGAAUUAACAGAAUCCGGCCUGAAGUGGGACACUAAGACUUGUCUUGUGCUCCUGGCAUGUGCACUUGGCUGUUUCGGUUCUGAAUCUUCUUACGAAGAAAUCGAUGAACUAGGGGAGAGUCCAACAAAAGAUGAUGCAUCCUACGCUCGGGCAGAAGCAUAUUACGAAGCAGCACGGAAGCGUAUCGGUUAUCUGGGUACAUCAUUACUGGAUAUCCAAUGUCUUUAUCUAGCAGGAAUGUACGAGAAACAUACGCUACGCAUUCUUCAAGCCUGGUUUUUUACCGAACAGGCUUGCUCUCGGUUACAUGCAUAUCUGCUGUGCCAACGAGGACCAACCGAACCUUCUGAACAGAGCGACCAUCGCCUUGAACAACGCCUAUAUUGGUCCUGCAUUAAAGCUGAAAGCGAGUUCUUGAACGAGAUCCCGCUAAUCCGAAGUGCCCUUAUUUCGCUCGACUACCCUGACCCAUUUCCCUCGCCCCCAAAGCUUCCAAGCGACGAAAAUCUCAACAUCGAUAGCAGGGAUAUCUCAUUCAACAAAAGGCAAGAGCAAAGCUGGCUAUACUACUUGGCUGAAAUUGCAUUGCGAAGGACACUGGACCAAGAAAUGCCACUCAUUAACUCGCCAGAAGCUCAAACCGCAUGGAUAGAGAACAUCAACUACAUUCUCCAACAAUCUGAGGAGAUCGACGAGCAGUUGAAUACAUGGUAUAACCACCUACCCUCCACAAUACGACCGCCCGUAGACCCAAAACUUUCGCCGAGUGAUCAGCUGUCUUUUUUUCUACAGGCUCGGUUCUUGGGUGGCAGAGAAAAGAUUCUUCGGCCGUUCUUUUACUACGUUUUGCACAAUGAUGGUGGUGCCGUCAGCCAGGCGGUCCUUUCACGUGCUAAUGAGUACGUGCAUUUGGCAAGAGGAUUGAUUAUUCAUCUCCGGAAGAACAGGCGGCACGGCGGUAUCUGGUAUGCGCUCCGCGGGAUCUGGGGGCUGGCUAUGAUUAUCCUGACGAUUGUGCAUGUGCAAAUUGACGGUCUACCUCCGCCAUUCGAUUGGAUGGAGUUGGUCAGUAUUUCCUUGAAGAUGUUGCGUAAUUGGAGCGUUGAAGCGGCGGAUAUUCGGCAGAUAGCCCUGUUAUCAUCAUUUAUCGGGAGUUUCGGACUGGUGGCGAAAUCAGCAGCCCUGAAAAUUGACGAGAAAGACUUCACUUCCACCAAAGCACUUCACGAUCUAGUCCAUCGAGUUGCAAGUGUUGGGUUGCGACUACCAGGAAGCGAUGUGCACAAUGAAUUAGUCGAUUGGGUCAAUACUAGCCUGCAUGAUAUACCCGGACUUGAAGUCGAAGAGUCCAAGUAUGAUCUUGACGUGUGGGAGCCAAAGGAAGGCAUCAGUCUGAGUGAGAGUGGAAGUCUUUGUAUCGAGUCAGGUGGGAUAUGCCUCAAUGUCCCAAUUGUGGGAGCAAUCCCAUUCACUCUUCCGACAAACGGCUCCGCCCUCACUGGUCCUUUGAUCUAUAUCCCUUCCAAUCAGAGCAUCUCAUCUGUAGAUGUUCGGGGCAAAAUCAUUCUAAGAGACUUUAUCCCAUUGCCAGUCCCUUAUAGCUAUCUGCUGAAGGAUUCACAUUACAUCACGCCUGAUCUCGCCACUCGAAUCAAUACCACCUACGAGCGACCAUAUCUUUCCACGCCAGCUGACGACCUGAUUGCCGCAGGACAGGGCGGAGCAAAUGGACUGAUUUCUGCAUUUGACAUCCCUCGCAAAACUCUGGAAGGAUACUACGAUCCCCAUUUCGGGCAACAUUAUCUCGUUCCCGGUGUUUAUCUGGGUUCCGAUCAGUAUUAUAUGCUUCGAAACGCAUCUCAGUGCGGACAUACAGCAUUUAUCAAGAUUUCCGCUAACACGGGUCGCAAAUAUACCCGCGAGCUAUUUGCUACUCUUCCCGGCCGGUCCAACGAAACUAUCAUCAUCGGCUCACAUACGGAUGGCGCAACUUGGGUUCAGGAAAAUGGAGUUGCAGGGCUCCUUGCACUAGCAAAGUAUUUUGCAGCCCAGCCGACGACAUCUUCUGCUCGGGCAAAGACACUUAAGUUUGCCUUCACUUCGGGACAUCUGACGUACAGCAAAGAUGGAGCGAUCCCGUACGCAAAGAAACUGGACCAGGAAUACGAUGACGGAAACCUCGCACUAGUCAUUGUUCUCGAACAUAUGGGAGCACGGGAGCUACUGCCAUCCUCUGCGCCAAAGGGUCAAUACGGUCGCGUAUUAAACUUCACCGGCAACAGCGAAGCCACUCUCUGGAGUGUUGGGCCUACACAGCCGGUUCUUGACGCCGUCACUGCUGUCGUCAAAGGUCGCAUGCUGGAUGGUGUAGGGGUGACUCCAGGCAACCCUCCGAAGAACGCUUCGCAGAUUCCCUUCUACGCCUCCCAGGGUGGGAUUGGGACAACAUACCACAACUACCUUCUUCCGACAACUUCUAUCGUUUCCGGGCCAUGGAGUCUGUGGGCUCCUUCCUUUGGGGAGGCGGCUAUUGAUUUUUCCCGGCUGCGCGAUCAAUUGCUGGCUGUUGUGGAUUUGGUGAUAGACCUUGGCUCGGCUUCAAAAGCCGAGAUUGCAGGGGGAUAUAUCGAAUACCGUGAGAUGCGUGCGAAUGGAUUCCCUUGGAAGGAGCCUAGUUGGAACUCACAAUAUCUCCCUGGACCUCAGAGAUAA
Molecule: messenger RNA, 5151 nt
Organism: Penicillium nucicola
Lineage: Eukaryota; Fungi; Ascomycota; Eurotiomycetes; Eurotiales; Aspergillaceae
Product: MFS transporter/GAL4/fungal specific transcription factor domain-containing protein
Exons: 14
Coding region: 1-5151 (1716 amino acids)
Biological process (GO): transmembrane transport; DNA-templated transcription; regulation of DNA-templated transcription
Molecular function (GO): DNA-binding transcription factor activity, RNA polymerase II-specific; transmembrane transporter activity; DNA binding
Source: RefSeq, a predicted model, not a curated record